Molecule: messenger RNA, 5903 nt
Organism: Spirodela intermedia
Lineage: Eukaryota; Viridiplantae; Streptophyta; Magnoliopsida; Alismatales; Araceae
Source: the annotation of a GenBank genome assembly
AUGAUUGAAAAGAGAUUUGUACGGUAUACAUACAGAAAGUCUUCCAUUUGCCAGAAAGAAGGCCAAUCUAAAUUAAAUUCCUCAAUACGGAAGAAGAAUGACCACAAAAUCUGCUGCUCCAGGAGGUGCAUACUGACGUUGAAAUCCUGCAUAAGAAAAACAAGGCAAAGGAAGAAUAUUGGGGAUAAAGAAGGGAGAACCGCACCAGAAGAUUUCAGCCAGAGCUUCCCUUCCUUGAAAUUUUCAGAGGAGAAGUCUUCUCAUUUGGGUCUCGGACGAAAUGUUGUGAAUGUAGAUGGUGAUGAUGGAACGAAAAGAUAUAAAAAAAGGAUGAGGAAACGAAAGAGGAAAGCUAUUGUGCUAGAUGAGGCAGCACGCUUGCAAAGGAGAACAAGAUAUCUCCUUGUUCGUAUGAAACUGGAGCAGAAUCUCAUUGAUGCAUACUCUGCAGAGGGCUGGAAAGGCCAAAGGUACUCAGUAUGUAGUGAUUAAUUUUUUUCAUGGGAAACCAGAGAAGAUAAGUACGAGAAAAUUAAUGUGAUCCAAAUUAUAGAAUUCGUAUCAACAGUUGCUUUAUUUUUUAUACCUAACCACUUUAUUAAAUGAUUAAUUCGAUUUGGAAUGCAUUAAAUUCUUAUUUUCGACGAUUUUUCGGAUACCAAUCGUUUUUUUUUCCUACACUGAUAUUCCCUUUAAUGAUGCUCUUCAAAAGGAUUUAUCACCUAAGAUUUGACUCGGAAUAUUAUCGAAAUUUGCAGUUUUUUUUGCCAUCGGAAAUUAUCUGCCACCUGCUACUCUCUCUGAGUGAAACCUUCUGUGACGAAAUUGACCAGAAGACAAAACUAAAAGUUCCUUUAUGGGUUAGUGGGCAGAGUCUUUGUCAUCCGUCACCGCUGAGUUAAAGAUUUUACUAUGAAGGUGUUCACAGUGGCCACUUUAUCGAUGAGUGACAUUGUUCACCUUCACAUUUAAUUUUAAUGAUUAAAUGCUAAGUUUAGUUUGGAUCUAUUUUGGCCCUUUCAUAAGGUCAAUUUUGAAGUUUAUUUCCUCCCCUGCUCGUCUUUCAUUCCUGUCACUGGUCAACUUCCGUGGUUGUUUUCGUUUGUACCCUUUUUUUAUGCAAUCUCUAUGGCAAAGUUUCAAGGAAAGGAAAUGAAGUGAAUGUCAUUUUAGUGGGACAAAUGUAUGCUUCACUAUUUGACUUUGUGUACUCAGUUGUCAAAAACCACAGCUUUGUCAAAAUAAUGGCUUCCAUUUUAUGUUAUGUCCAAUCAAAGCCUAUUCAUACCCUUCUUUCAUCUGACCCGCGGGAUUGUCUCAUUAUUGGAUUAUUAUAUGCAUGCCCUACCAAGAUAAAAGCUACAAUAAAGUCAUUCACCAGCAUCCUAGAUUUGAUGCUCCGGCGAAUUUUUUAUUCUGGUAAGCGGUAGCAUUUCUUCUGGCUUUGCGAACAUUUGCCUUAAAUAAUAUCACUUCGUACCUUAUUAAAAAAAAUUCUGAGGAUAUUUUAUCUGAAAACUAAUAACUCGACUUUAUUGCAUCAGAGAAUUUGAUUAUUUUUUCCAAACCUUUUUACAGCCGGGAAAAGAUUAGACCUGAGAACGAGUUACAAAGAGCAAGAAAGCAGAUAUUGAAUUGCAAAGUUGGAAUUCGUGAUGCAAUCCAUCAGCUAGAAUUGCAAAGUUCUGAAGGAUGCAUUGAGGAUUCCGUGAUGCACCCAGAUGGCUCUGUCCAUCAUGAACAUGUACGGAUAUACUCUAGUUUAAUGUUAUUAAAUUUGAAAUCAGUGUAGAUCCUUUAAUGCUAUUGAACCUUAAAUUAAUGUUCAUUGAGAUAUGUGCUAAAAUCCAUUCCUUUGUGACUGUGUACGUAUGCCAUCGGUUACAUUCGACCAAUAAACCUGAAUUUUUAUUUUUUUCCUGAAUACCUUGGAUGGAUAAUAGGUACCAUGGGAACGAAAUGAGUGUAGGCGUUCACAUUUUUAUUUCAAAAAUAUGAUGUUGGUGUAUCCAUAAACUAGAACUUCUCUCUGAAGUAUCUGUUCUCUGUUCGUCCUCUAAUAUGUGUCAAUACUCUGUUUCCAGAUUUUUUGUGCAAAAUGCAAAUCACGUGAAGCUUUUUCAGAUAAUGACAUUAUUUUGUGCGAUGGGACAUGCAACCGUGCUUUUCAUCAGAAGUGUCUGGAGCCUCCUCUAGAAAAAAGUACAUAAUUAUUUACCUUUUUUUUAACUUCAAAAGAUCAUGCAGAAAAGAUGUUGCUUCAUUAUCACGUGUUUUCGUGCUGUUCAUGUCGUAUGAAUUUGAUAUGCUUUUUUUUUGUUUAAAUAUUUACAAGGAAUACUUAUGUAGAUGCCUUGUGACACUUUCCCUGUUGAAUAGAUUCUCAUCAGUUCCAGUUUUAUUAGUCGUAUCUGUAUCAGUAUAUGCAGGUCUCAAUUUUCUGAUGAAACACUCAUGGAUCAUGUUCAUUUUUCUAGAGAUCAAUUUUUAUUUCUGCAUGGCAACUACAAAAAAAAUGGAGAAUCUCAUGUUUCAUCACAAAUGUUCUGUGCGUUAAUAGUUCUAACGAAAUUAGUUAAAUGGCGAUAAAUAAUUAACAAUAUGGCCAGCAUGUACAAUUGUCUAAUUGUCCAGGAUUUGAACGCCUCAAACUUUUCCCUUUUUAAGGUGCUCGUCUCAUCAGUCAAUAUGAUCUAAAAUGUAAAAUGUAAGAAUGUCAAUGUCAACCAUUCUUCUUCAGCCAAAUCUUCUGUAUUUGUCUAGCCUGUAUCACAUAUUCUCUUCGUAGACUUAUGACAGUAUCGUCAUCAAAGAAGCUGCCUUAAUUGCUGGAUAAUCGGAUCUUCAAUGACUUGAAUAGAUAUUUCCUUAGCUUUAUUAUCUUUAGCUUUUCAAAGUUUUAUUUUUUCUCUUGUGUUGGUCUCAACAAGGAAGAUGACUGAUUUUAAUUCAUUGUAUCAGUUCCCCCUGGAGAUCAAGGAUGGCUUUGCAAAUUUUGCGAAUGCAAGAUGGAAAUUCUAGAAGCCGUUAAUGCGCAUUUAGGCACCAGCUUCUCCGUCAAUAGUAGGUGGGAGGUCUGUAUAAAUCUCCACAUCCCCUUGUUUUUGAAACUGUAUUGAAUAUGAUGUUUACGCUGCUAGAAACGUCUAGUACUUUCUCUUGAAUAGGACUCCUAACUCUGAAAAUUAUAUGUUUGGAGCUAAAAUAGGAUAUUUUCGAGGAAGCUGCUGGCAGCCAUGACGGUGAGAACGCAUAUCUGGAUCCAUCCCAAGAUUGGCCCUCUGAGGAUUCUGAAGAUGAUGACUACAACCCGGAAAUAAAUGAGAAAAAUAAUAGUUUGAUGGGCAACGAUGACAACAAACGUGAUGAUGACGCUUGCAGUUCUUCUGACUCGUGCUGCUGCUCUGAUGAAGCUAGUUUUGAGUUCCAAAGGCCAGUGAAUGAUGGUAAGGAUGCUCGUGAACUCUCUUUUUAUGCCUUUAUUCUGGAGGAGUCAUUCCACUUAUCCAUGGCUCGUUUAGAUUCGGAUGAUGCAGGUGAUCGUGAUGCUAUGAACUUCAGACGGCAGAGAAGAGAUGUAGAUUACAGGAAAUUAUAUGACGUAAGUGCUGGACGUGAUGUGAUCUAGCUUGGCUGUUCUAACCUGGAUGCAGCAUAUUGAUAUUUUUGUAUUAAAUAUGCCUAAGAUAGUGCAUGCCCUCGUAGUAAAGGAAUCAUCUCUAUCAGCCGAUGUCCAGCCAGAAUAAUCAAUAGUUCUAGGGUUUGGUUUCUUUUUUUCGUUUUUUUUACCAGUUGCUUGCCAGAUUUCAUCCAACUAGGAGAUGGCAUAGAAAACGUACGUGACAUAACCUAGAGUAAGAGUGGGCUAGUCAAAAACCCUACAAGACUGUAGAAAUCGUCUUUUGGAUGAGGAUUUCAGAAAAAUUUUGAAUGACAGCCAGCGGAGCUGAGAGGCUGAGUUAGGAUUACGAAAAUUUUCAGAAGUGUUGUUGUCUUCAUUUACGCUCAUACUGUGUUCUUGAUUCGUUCGAAGUCAUGAAUAGAUAUUAUUUAAGUGACGUUUAUAGAUUUGGAUCUCAUGAAAUUUGUAAUCUCCCUUCAAUUUUGAUCGCUAGCAGCCGGGCACUGAUUUCCCAACUCAUUUUCAUUUGAUUCGAAUGCGGUAAUUCUUGAUUCAUAGGAAAUGUUUGGAAAGGAUCAGCAUGAAAAUGAGCAAAGCGAAGACGAAGACUGGGGACCCCGGAGUAGAAGGCAAAGAAGGCGAAGAAGACUGGAAUCUAAUGAUGGCACCGACAAUGGGUCUUGUGGAGAUGCUGAUCAAGAACCAGAAAAGCAAUUUAACACAGACAUUCAAAUCAGUCCGCCUUGCAUUUCACAGGAGAGGAAGUGUCUCUUCAGGAUUCCACGUGAGGCUGUGGAGGUGAUUAAGCCCCUUCUCUUGACGCUAUAUAAUUUCCAUUUAAUUCCCAGCUGCAUAUUUCUCUGGUUGCCAGAAACCGGAAAUUAGCUUAAACAAGGAAUCAUAAUCUACUUUGCAAACGCUGGAUUAAUUUCCAUCCGAUUUUGAUAUUCUAAGAAGAGUUUCUUAUUCGCAAGGGGAUUUCUAUCCUGAUACAUAUGUUGUAGAGUGUGUCCCAUAUAAAUGAAUCGGCAGAGCUCAAGAAGGUUGGUCAUUAGCGAUGGAAUUCUUGUCCCAUGGUUGACUUUGCAUGAUUUCUAUUGAUUUUUUAAGUCAUGUAGCUUCUUACGAGGGCAUUCAGCUUCCCCUUUUUAUGACAGAAACUGCGCCAAGUGUUUGCCCAAAACGAGCUUCCUUCCAAGGCCAUCAAGGAGGAUCUCUCAAGGGAGCUGGGCCUCUCAUCUGAGAAGGUUUGUCGGCGCCCAUCUCAACAAUCGCCUCCUCAACCUUUGCCGAGAAACCUCACACGGCGUACAUUUGAUAACAUUUUUGCAAUAUCCAAUAUUUAACUUUAUUAAAUAUCUCAUUCCAUAUCUAGUAAUAUGUAAGUGGGCCAUUUUCCCUGCCAUUUAAUGUUGCUUUAACCAGCUGCUGCUGCAUCAUAGCUGCCGCGUUUGAGCAUUCGUGAUCGAUCAUUUCCCUCUUUUCAGGUCAGUAAGUGGUUUAAGAAUGCCCGGUAUGCAGCCCUCAAAAUCAGAAAGGUAAUUCUCAGCGCCUCUCCUGGUCUGCUUAUCCAUCUAGUUAGCUGGGAUCAUCUAGUAAUAAUAAUGCGUAUGCAUAUAUAUAUAUAUAUAUAUAUAUGUAUAUGUAUAUUCGUUUCCCUUGGUACAUUGAUUACGUUUGAGUGAUUUCAUUCAGACAUCGAAUGCCCAGAAGUCGCCCUUUUGACUUUCCAUUUCAGGCCGAAGGUUCCGAAGUUCUGGGUGAUUACCUCAAAAGGCUGGGCACGAGAGUUGGGAAGAACGGAAGCCAUCUCCUUGCAUCUUCCAAGAGCCUCAGGGAAGAUCUCCAGACGACGAGUCCGAAGUCAGCCUCUCCGAUCUCAGAAAAGAAGCAUGAAAACGCCUCUCUUACUCUACCCGCUGACCCGACCAAGGUACUCCCCUCUCUCUCUCUCUCUCUCUCUCUCUCUCUCUCUCUCUCUCUCUCUCUCUCUCUCUCUCUCAUCAUUCCUCUUCUCUCUCUUCAGCUGCCGCGCAUUGCUCUUUCCUCCCCGUAUCAGGCAAACUACUCGGCUGCUCCUGACGAUCCGAUGAACCAAUCGGAGGAGACUGCGGGUGCCGAAGACGACAAGAGCCCUUUCCUUGAUGAGAUGGAGAGGUUGUGUUCUCUCUGCGAGAAGAUCACCCGGUUGAAGGUGGCGCUGAGGGCCUCUUGCGAGCCCAGUUCAUCUGGGCCCGUUGUCGUCUACAUUCCAGUGGCCGAGCUGAGGGAGAAGGUCUAA